UUCUUGUUCUUCUUCUUCUUCUUCUCGUGUGAGCACAGGAGAUAGAGCCGCUCGCCAUGGAUUCGGUUCCAUCAGCAGAGCAUCUAUGCUAUGUCCACUGCAGCUUCUGCAACACUGUUCUUGCGGUUGAGCUUCCAUGCAAAAGAUUGUUAGACACGGUGACAGUGAAAUGCGGCCAUUGCAGUAACCUUUCCUUUCUCAGCACAAGGCCACCUCUUCAAGCCCAAUGCUUCAAUCAUGAAACAGCUCUAGAGGGUUUUGGCAGUGAAAUGAUCAAAAAGGGCCAGUCUUCUUCAUCUUCAUCAUCAUCGGCAUCACGGUCGAGCGAGUCAUUGUCCCCCAAAGCACCUUUUGUUGUAAAACCACCAGAGAAGAAGCACAGGCUUCCAUCGGCAUACAAUCGAUUCAUGAAAGAAGAGAUACAACGCAUCAAAGCAGCUAACCCCGAGAUACCUCAUCGUGAAGCUUUUAGCGCAGCAGCAAAAAAUUGGGCUAGGUACAUCCCAAAUACACCAGCUGGGUCAACAUCCAAGAGCAGCAACAAUGUAAGAAAAACAGUUUUCACUUACAAUUGA
Molecule: messenger RNA, 575 nt
Organism: Diospyros lotus (date-plum)
Lineage: Eukaryota; Viridiplantae; Streptophyta; Magnoliopsida; Ericales; Ebenaceae
Product: protein CRABS CLAW
Exons: 6
Coding region: 57-575 (172 amino acids)
Biological process (GO): cell fate commitment; floral meristem determinacy; style development
Cellular component (GO): nucleus
Source: RefSeq, a predicted model, not a curated record